This is a messenger RNA of Arthroderma uncinatum, 1758 nucleotides long. RefSeq lists its product as uncharacterized. NCBI's taxonomy places the organism in Eukaryota, Fungi, Ascomycota, Eurotiomycetes, Onygenales, Arthrodermataceae. Bases 1 to 1758 code for a protein of 585 amino acids. The transcript has a single exon. The record is from RefSeq and is a predicted model, not a curated record.
AUGGACAAUACUUCGGCGGCCCUCAAACAACAGCCUGUCAGCAAACGUGCGAGGAGUAGUCGAGAACUAGCAUAUUUUUUGCUUGAACAAUGUCAGAAACUACUCUCUGAGCUCUCAUCGUUCCAAUCGUACCUGGUAACGAUUGGGAAGCCACAUCUUGUCGAACUACGGCAGUUUAAAUCUAUCGUUCAGUCGGAACUGAAAUCGUUGCAGAGGUUGGCGGCAAAGGCAGAGGAGGCUGUUGCCCAAGAUGCAGAGGAGAAUGCCGGCAAAGCACAAGAAACUGGGGAAAUUGAGACACGAGGUGAAAAUAGAGAUCCUGAGGAAGAUGAAGACAGUGAGGAAGAAGGCCUGGGUCAGGCCGAGUUGAAAGUGCUACAUUCGUUACGGUCAUCGAAUUUCCCAUUCUACGCCAACGUAUGGGGAGUGGCAAAGACAACCUGCACCGGGAUUAUAUCAUUUAAUAAAAAGUUCUAUUUUUACCAGAACAACAAGAGACGUGCCCUGGAACACGGUUAUGAAGACCUGGCUGCAGACGUCGAGGAGCCGGAGAUUAAAGCCAACCCCGAGCCGAAAACGGGAAACCCUGACACAAAAAUGCACAAACGAGGGGUCUUGAUUGAUAUUGUAGCUGACAAUGGCGAGGAAUGGGUCAAAGUAUCAACAGUCACACCGAAUAGGCUGCUAUUUGAUCUUGCAAAACAGGGGUGGGAGAUUGGCCUGGAUUCGGACUCCGAUGACGACGACGACGAUGGGAGUAGAACCAGUUCUACACCUAAAAUGCACGCCUACGAUAGUGAAGACGACGAUGACAUGAUCGAAAUUCUAAAAUUGGCGGUUGACAUGAAGAAAGCUGCCGCUGAGGUGCGUGUAAGAUAUAGACACCCGCGCAUCAGGCUGGUCCUACCUAAGAUUGUGGAAGGACAGGUCGCCGAAAUUGAUAAGAUUAUCCGUAAAGUCCGUAAGGUCGGUGUUACUGUUGAAUGUGCUACGUCUGAAGCGCCCAGCUUCGAUUUCGUGGUAGAUAGCGAAGUACCCGUUGAUACUGCUAUUCAUGACCCGGCCGCUUUAUUCUCGUCCCUGCUCCCAAACCCUUUCCCACAUAUGACACCGAUCUUGAAUGUCGACUGCACCCUGCUACUGGCAUUUGUGUCCGACCUAUCGCACACGCGCGACCUCGAGUGCCUACCAUCCUAUCAUCCAGCAAUCAAUCGACAGAUAGAAUUUGAAGCACAGAAGCAGCUGCUACCCUCCGAGUUAUGGCCUGCCACAGGAGAUAGGGAUCUCGUCUGUACAAUGAGGGCAGCUAAGAGAAUGCAAGAGAUCGUUGACACAAUAGGAACGCCAAAAGAAAAGGAGCGAACAAAGCUCUUGAUGGGUGACACUGAUGUGUCAGACAGGAGUGUCCUGAUAUCUAAAUUCCAAGAGUUAUCUGAUUAUACAGUCCCUCUCGACUGGAAGCUUCCGAUUAAAGUGGUGGACUCCCAAGUCGAUAUCGAUCGGGGUUGGAAGGACGGUUCUCUUCCAUUUAUUGCUCGCCAUAUUGCCCAAAAGCUCAGCGACAUCAACAGAAGCGUGUUCCUUUAUGGAUGGGCGGCUGGGUUGACCACGAUAUCGAGCAACCGAACUGUCAUAAAACAGAUUGAAGGGUGGAUAGAGGAGCAACGCGGCGAUGAUGAUGAGGUUUGUGGCCCAACCGUCUGGGUCUGCGAUACUGCCCGCAGUUUGAUCGGCAAAGAUAGUAAUAGGGCCAUUUGA